This is a messenger RNA of Solanum dulcamara, 2144 nucleotides long. Its product is annotated as catechol oxidase B, chloroplastic-like. Bases 210 to 1964 code for a protein of 584 amino acids. The transcript has a single exon. Lineage: Eukaryota; Viridiplantae; Streptophyta; Magnoliopsida; Solanales; Solanaceae. The record is from RefSeq and is a predicted model, not a curated record. Gene Ontology annotation, molecular function: catechol oxidase activity. Gene Ontology annotation, biological process: pigment biosynthetic process.
UACACGCACAAUAUAGAUAGAUUCUUUUCUACAAAUAUCUAGUUCUAAAUUUUGUUCUUUAGCGAAUACCUAAUCUACUCCUUCAUGUGGACAUGUAAGGUUGGAAAUGCAAAUGGCUUUUGUUUGUUGUUUCUAUGGACUCACAUUUAGGCGGACAAGUAAGAUUAUGCCCUUCGUGAUAAAAAUCACAACAAUUACUCAUUUUAGUAAUGGCUUAUUCUUUUCCCGUUUGUUUAAGUUUUGAUGGACAGAGUACCAAAACCCUCACUAUUUCAAAGCUUUUCCUCCACGGAAGACGCUGUCAAAGUUUCAAGGUCUCAUGCAAUAAUGCCAACAACGUCAAUGGUGAUGAGCAUGACAAAAACCUUGAAGCAAAUGUUGAUAGGAGAAAUGUGCUUGUUGGUUUAGGAGGGCUGUAUGGUGCUUCCAAUUUUGCACCAUUAGCUGCCAAUGCUUCUCCUGUACCGGCGCCUAAUCUCAUAUCGUGUAGUAAAGCCACGAUAUCGAGGGGUCCAGAAGUACCAUAUAGUUGUUGCCCUCCUACACCACUCGACUUGGACAACAUUCCAUAUUACAAACUUCCUCCCGUGUCUAAGAUCCGUAAGAGGCCGGCCGCUCAAGACGUGAAUGAGAAAUUUAUUGCAAAAUAUCAAUGUGCCACUCAAAUAAUGAAGAAAUUGGACAAAGACGACCCUAUUGGAUUCAAGCAACAAGCCAAUAUACAUUGUGCUUAUUGUAACGGUGCUUACUUGAUUGAUGGCAAAGUAUUUCAAGUUCAUAACUCAUGGCUUUUCUUCCCAUUCCAUAGAUGGUACUUGUACUUCUAUGAGAGAAUAUUGGGAAAACUCAUCGAUGAUCCAACUUUCGCUUUGCCAUAUUGGAAUUGGGACCAUCCAAAGGGCAUGCGUUUACCUCCCAUGUUCGAUCUUCAAGGGACUUCCCUUUACGACGAAAGACGUAAUCCCCACGUCCAUAAUGGAAACAUAAUCGAUCUUGGUUCCUUUGGAGACGAAGUUCAAACCACUGAAUUACAAACAUUGACAAACAACUUAACUCUAAUGUACCGUCAAAUGGUAACUAAUGCUCCAUGCCCCUCCCAAUUCUUCGGUGAGCGUUACGUUCUCGGAGUUGAUCCCAAAGGUCAGGGAACUAUUGAAAACAUCCCUCAUACUCCCGUCCACAUUUGGACAGGUACUGUCCCGGGUCCGAAUUUGCCUAAUGGUGCCACGUCAUACGGUGAGGAUAUGGGUAAUUUCUACUCAGCCGGUUUAGACCCGGUUUUCUUCAGCCACCACGCCAAUGUGGACCGGAUGUGGGUUGAAUGGAAAAAAAUAGGCGGGAAAAGAAGGGAUCUCACGGACAAAGAUUGGUUGAAUUCCGAAUUCUUUUUCUACGAUGAAAACCGUAUCCCUUACCGUGUGAAAGUACAAGACUGUUUGGAUAUGACGAAAAUGGGGUAUGAUUACGAACCAACAGCCAUUCCAUGGCGUAACUUUAAGCCAACAAAAAAAAGCCGACAAGGAAAGGUGAAUUUAAGUUCAAUUAAGCCAGCAAACAAGGUAUUCCCACUCGCGAAGCUGGACAAAGCCAUUUCGUUUUCUAUCAAUAGGCCGGCUACCUCAAGGAGUCAAAAGGACAAAAAUGAACAAGAGGAGGUGCUAACAUUCAAGGGUCUAAAGUAUGAUUAUACCAAAUAUAUAAGGUUUGAUGUGUUCCUGAACGAGGAAGAGACAGUGAAUGCGGAUGAGCUUGACAAGCUGGAGUUCGCGGGGAGCUUUGUCAAUUUGCCACAAGUUCAUGUACAUAAUAUGGACUCAGAUGAAUCGUUUCAGCUGGCCAUUACUGAACUGCUAGAGGACAAUGGAUUGGAAGAUGACGAUACUAUUACGGUAACUGUGGUUCCGAAAAAGGGUGGCCAAGUGCUCUCCAUCCAAACUGUAGAUAUUGAAUUUUUGGAUGGUUAAAUUAAUGUUUUUCAGUCCAACAAUAAUUUUCUUGACCUAAGGUGCAUGUGCAUUUACAGUAGAGGUUGAAUGUGAAAGGCGGAAUUAUUCAAAGUGAGAUAUUUGUCAUAAUGGCACCUAAGGAAUCCUUUAGGACCACCUAAUAGAUUUUUCCAUGAAAUGCACAUAUUUCCGAUUUAA